UGCGGGCGAUGUGUGUUGUGUAGCUGGGCUGCUACGAGCGAGGCUGGGCAGCCAGUAUGGCGGAGGAGGGCAGUGUGUUCGAGUUGGCGGGGCUUGACAAACAGUUACAGACGUUGAUAAGUCGUUACUCAAGCGAUGAGCUGCGGGGAAACGGCAACCGAUUCUGCCUCGACUAUUGCAAGCUGGUGGAAGAGUAUGCGUCUCGCUGGCAGGUGCCACUCCCUCGGCUCAGGAUCCUGGAGAAGGCGCUCUACCACUUCACUCAGGCCUCGUCCUCCUUCACGUCGAGCUGCGAUCACGUGAUUCACACACUCAGCAGCUUGGCCUUGAGUGUGUUUGAGUUGCUGCUCUUCUUUGCUGAAAAAGACUUCCCCCAAGAGCCGCUGCUCCGCUUCCGCAAUACAUUCCAGGAAUGCCACUUGGCCCUUGCAAGGUAUCAGAAUGUUCACUUACUUCAGGUGGACCAUCUGAUACGGGCUGGAGGCGCCUGGGCCAGUCAGACCUUGCAGGCAAUACUCAGUGAGUCCAGUUUACCCCAGGACGAAGUGGAUGCGUGCCUCAGCUCUGAGCUGCCGGUGUUCUUCGAGCUCCGGGUGCGCUACCUUUUAUCCUGUGAGCGAGUCAGCGAGGGUUUAGCAUUGGCUAAGUCGUGUAUUCGACAUCCGACAGCAGGGCAACACUUGUUCUUCCUCCAGGUCUACCUCACGUGGCUUUACAAGUCAUCGCAGCACGCUCGCCUGCGUGAAGAGCUCGCCGACCUUAGCGGGAAAGAUGCGGUGCACAUAAUCUGUGCUUUGGAGUACGAGGAAACAAAUGAGCUGCUGCUCGCCCUGUGCCAGGUGUUCCUCUCCCAGCAGCUCUCCCGGGGCGACAUGUACUAUAUCUGCGAGCUUGUGUUCGUGUGGAGCAACCUUCACAAUCGACUGAAUACUUCCAAGCAAGCUUUCCUGGAGGAAAGCCGUCAGCUGAUGCUGUCUGCCACCAACGUCAACUCAAUCUUCCCUUUCAUCAGAGUUGUCCUGCAAGAGCUGGGUGAAGACGGCAUCCAGUUUUGCGUGGAGCUUUGCGCGAAUGCGUUGAAGUCUUGCCUCCCGUGUAACGCAAUCACCAAGUCGCUGAUCUAUAAAACCAUCGCUGGCCUCCUGCCCAACGAUCUGGAAGUCUGCCGGGCAUGUGCGCUCCUGGUCUUCUUUCUGGAGCGUAGCGUGGAGGCCUACAAGAUGGUGUAUCUGCUCUACGUGCUUCCAGACCAGGAGUACCACGUUGAGCACAGCCCCAUCAGAAACCAGAUCCGCUUUGAAACCCUGCAGGUCUUGAAGAAGGACCUUUACUUUGACCCUGAGUUUUGGAACCUCAUUACGUUGCGGACCAAUUGUUUGAAGCUGAUGAGUAAGAAGGUGCUUGACACUGCCCUAGAAGAAAUUAUGGCGGAAACAUGGGUCACAAACUAUUGUGCCAAAGAGUUUUCCAGCACCUCAAUAGGAGAGAGAGACGACCACAGAGCAGCAAGGAAACGCAAUCAUAAAGAAGGUCACAGCAAGGAAAGUAGCGUUGAGGAGGUGUCCAAAAGACUAAAGUUGCGGCCAUUGACUGAUGACAGCGCUGCGAAAAAGAAGAGCAACCACGCGUCACCGUAUGCAAAGAAACCAUCUCAACCUUUGAGACGUUCAUUUUGGCAGCUUGACAGGAUCCAUGAUGUUGGGUAUGAGCAACUACGACCAGCUACCCGACUGUCUGAAAAAAAUCCCCCAAAACGGACAAUUCAGAAACCCAAGUGGCUCAUGGAAGACUCCGGUACUUUGCAAGAGUCAAAGCGUAAAAAACAGAACCAGUCAUCUGCCCUGAGGAGGCCUGACUCGGGUCAGCUGAAGAACAAUGUAAAACCCAAAGUAUCCGUAAACUCCUGUACCACGCACGAGCAACAAUUUGAUGCGGCCUCUGUUAAACCGGCAUCAGCUCCGCAAGUCAUCCUGGAGCUGUCCCUACCAGACAAUGAGCUGCUGGGAACGUUCAGUGAAGAUACUUGCAACAGACAGAAAGGCUACCCUCAGAUGCUCCUUUAUAAACCCACAGUCAAGCUUCCUGACCCCUUUCAGCUGGUGAAGGUGCUGCAUGGUAAAGAGGUUGUCCUCAGAGCGAGGGACGCGGCUAUGUUUGUGCAACAUUUGCACUGCUAUGCACAGAGGCACAAAGGAAAAGGUAACGGGUCAAAUACUCAUGGAUCCGUAUCAACAAUUACGCGUUCCUCUGCGCACGGGAGUCCGCCCAAAGAACCACCUAGAGGUCUUUGUGAAAAAAGUAAUGGCAUAAGUUCGGAACAAAAUAAUAUGUCAGCAAAAGAGCUCACAGAAGAGAGGGAGAUUCAAGAAGAGGCUCCUUCUCACAAGCCGGUUGGAAUAACGGAUUCUAUGUUUUUAUGUAACACUGCAAACUCUCAAAGCACAGAUCAAACCCCACACACCGUGGCCACAUCUGAAGAACCCUCUGAGAUGAAGGUGACAUUUGCUUCACAAAGCCCAGCAGCAGGGAAAGCCACCCAAGCUUCCAUUAAUGCACAAAGCAGUCAUACAGAAGGACCUGAGUACACCUCACCGUGUCUCCUUUCCAGUACGAUUAAUAUUCCCCACACAGGAGGUGGAGUAGCUCUUGGCAACAUAGAUGGGGAACAACAGCUAAGAUCACUUCAUUCUCAUUCAGAAAAUGGCAAAAAAUGUACCGACAAGGCCGAAGACGCUGAGAUGAAUGCAACUCCUAAACCUUGUACUCAUCUAAAUGACUUAUGUACCUUAGAAACAGAAAUGGCCACCAAGCUUCCUCCUGUUAAACUUCAAGACACGGAGAAUCACAGACGUCCUACAGCCUCUCCCACCACGUCAUCAACAUCGGUGCUUCAAAAUAAACACAAUGUCCCCGGUGCCUCCAGCCGAACAGUGCCAGAUCCAGCAACCCCUGAAUCUAUGCAACAUAAAAAAGAAGAAGAAAGGUCAGCACAUGUUGAGGAAGAUGAUGAUGACUUUGAAGAAGUAGAAUCGGAGGAAUCCAAGUUGGAGUACUGCUGUACAUUUUGCCAGAAGGUUUUCAAGGGUAGACAUGUAGUUGUGCACGCAAUGUUCCAUUUCCGCAAGGAUGAGUGUAUGUUUUGUGGGUCCAUGUUCAAAGACGACCUCCUGGCCAUGAUGCACCUGUCUGAUCAUAUCGAAAAGCUAAAAAGAAGUAAGGAGUCUGCCAUGAACAAAGCUGAACAAGACUGCGUGCCCGAGACCAAAGAUUCCUGUGCACCCAAGAGCUCUGCCAAAGCCAAGGUCCCCAACAGGACAUCAGGCAGUCACAGUAGCAGGAGACUGAGGAAGUCUUCUGUCCGUAGCAAAUCUGUCACCCCGCCAGAUGGACAUUUUUCAGAAGCUCGAUGUUUGCGAUCAACGAGAAAACCAGGUGACCAACGAACUGAACACGCAGCCGGCAAAUCUCCCACCCACAAAGUAAAUGGACACAUUGACAAAAACAACCAACCUGACCAAAUGAAACGGGCAACCUCAAAAGGUGAAGGAAAGCAUGCGCAUCCACCGCAGGUCACAGAAGCAGGUGAGCGCAAGGCGAACCAUAAUAAUGCAGAAACCUUUGACUCCUUUGUGUCAACGGUUCCGAAGAAGAAACCUCUGGAAUGUUCAAAGAAGGACACGGUAAAGGUAAUGCAAGAGAAGAAGGCAGAGCCUGUAGACAAAGUUUAUUGCCCAGCAGAUGGAUGCAGUUGGUUUACAGACCUCUCUAAGAACCGCGUUGCACUCCUCUACCAUGCCCUGGAGCGUCACAACGGUGACAGUAGACCUCUAGAGCUGUCGUUCCAAGUCGCAAACAGUAAAUGCAGUAUAUGCAUGAGGGUUCUAUGGAGUUUUGAACAUUUUCAGCAUCACGUGGAAAGACAUCGGCUCAGUCCUCGGCAUCCUUGCCUCCAUCUGGGUUGCACUGCCAGAUUCAAAACGGGAAUGGAAAUGAGACGCCACACCAGAAAGCACAGUCCACUGCAGGCAGUGUGCUGCUUACCCGGUUGCUCAAAACUAUUUAUUUGUCUGUGGGCACUGAACCUCCAUGAAAAGGAGCACUAUGCUUCCAAACCCGCCAAGCCAAUAAAGAGUGGGGAUCUACAGACGGAAAAUAAACCUAACAGCACAAAGGUGAAGAAAACAGACGAGGAUAAACCAAAGGCUGUCGCCGCAACUACGGAAGGGACUUUGAGCCAGGCCACUUGUACAUUAAGGGGGCAUGCGUCUCAUAGCUCGACAGAAACAAACACCAGCGUUCCACCUCCCGAUGUCAAAACAUCUGCGGUAGAACAAGAGUUGGAAGCCAGAAAAGAGUCAGAGGAUGCGAACAUUUUAAACAAUCUCUCCAACAAGGAGAGCACCACCCCAUCAAGAAAUCACGGCCUCAAUUUGAGGUUGAGGAAAUGGAAAACAAAGAAGGCUAACCUGAUGGUGGCUAAAAGCUCAAGAAUACCGUUCUUGGGACAUCGGGGCAAAUUGAGACACAGGUUCAAGAAAAAACAGGUACACGUGAACACGAUAGCUCCUAGAAGAAGAGGGCGUCCACCAAAGUCAAGGAAAGCAGCACAUGAUGAAAACACCACGGCAGGCAAAAAGGCUGAAAGUCUAAAGGGCAAAACCUCUCUGAUUCCUGCAGCAUACCUCAAGGCGACAGGGUCUCCCACUGUUGGCAAGUUAGAAAUGAAAGAAAAGCACGUCAGCAAGGCAGACAUGCCUCACCAUAAGGCAAAGUCCAAAAAAUCAUUGAGCGAGAGCACUGAGAGCAGUCAAGUUGAACAAAACAAGGCAUCAGACAAAGGCUAUACUGGGGCAUUCCAGAAUCCGGUCUCCACUACUGAGAAAUCCCAGAAUCCGGUCCCCACUACUGAGAAAUCCCAGAACGUGAAGAAGCACUGUGCUUCAAUAGACACUGACUCUUCAGGUGCCAGUAAGGCAAAGAAGCAAAAGGUUACACCAAGAAAAAGUCCUUUGGUAGAGUCGAGAGUGUCGGUAGCUUCAAAGGAAUUAGCCCAGCCAACGUUGGUGGCUGCAGGGACAUCUGGUGAUGACAAGGGAAAGGUAGAGAAAACACAUUCAAGCCAAGGUAGCCCUGCGGAUUGUCUUCCUGGCAAUACAAAGCAGAAUGUCAUUAAAAAGAAGAAAUCUCUUUCCUCACAAGAAAGACUUCAUCGGAAGAAAGGUGGUCAAAAGAAAGCCGAAGCCCCAGACUGCCUCAGUUUGAAAAGGAAGUCGAAGGAAGAGCCUUCAGAUGCAACCGGUGCAGGCUCCGGUUCCACCGUGCCGAAUGUUCAACCUAAAAACACAAAACAUUCACGCUCAGCCUCCAAAAGGAGCAAGUCAACGGCUGUCCAGGAUAGGAGAAACAAAGCUGUCAAGGGACUUAAGAAAGAAGGUGAAACAAAGACCGCCAAGAAAGAAAGUCCACAUCCGGUCCAAAGCAUUUCCACUCAGAUAGCCACCGAGUCUAAAAGUGAAGGGAAGGCUGACACGUUGGAGAGCUGCGCCGGCGAGCAGGGACACGUACACAAGAAGUGUGCGGUGAGCAGGCGCCAUCCCUCUCAGAAAGCAAAUCAGGAUGAAAUCUCCACGUUGUGCAUGGACACGUUGGCAGAGUACGGAAAGAAGCACAUGCGGGCGCCUCCCACAGUCUACCUCGACGAGAAGUACAUCACCAUGCCCAAACGAAGGAAGGAGGCAUCGUCCGUCCGGUCGUCUGACGCAAACACCUCGCCAGUAGCAGCUAGUGUCGCCACCGCGCCGCAGAGACAGCGGUGCGUCAAUUGCUUCACGACAUUCAGCGGUGCAGAGGAGCUACAGAGUCACCUCCGACUCCAGCGCUGCUCCAGCCUCUUUGGCUUCGACUCUGAUGAUGAGGGGAAUAGUUGAAUGACUCGCCUCCAUUCCAAGCGAGUGGCUGCAGGACUGACUGGACCGUGUAUGAAUGGUGGUUGGAACCUGAAGCCUCUCGAGGGUCUUGGACUUGCCAGAUGGUGACACGUUUUUUUUUUUAAAUAAUGGAAAAUAGCCAUUCCAUUAAAGGCCUACAAAAUAGAACUCCAGUCGGUUUUUGCAGAGCAGCUUGUACUGAAGUGCCUGCUCAGGAACCACAGCACUGAUUCCAGAUGCUUUACCCGUGGAGCAGUGCUGGACUUACUGCCAUCGUAAGCCAUAAAACAUGCUUUGCUUUUUAGUUUAGCACUCUUCUCAUAAACUUGUCAUGCUGUUUGAACAAUGUUCCAGUGAAAGGCAUUGCUUACAUUCAAAAUUGCUGCAAAAGGCUUUGCUUUUAAUUGAAAGGGAUAGUUGAGGUAUUUUGACAUGAAGUUGUAGGACACCCCCCCAUCAGCAGUGUAGUACAUCAAUGGUGACCCCCCACCCCUCCCGUUGGUGUCAUACAAGUGGAUGUGAAAACAUUCCAACUAUCCCUUUAAGCUACUAACAUGAUUUAAUCUGUGAUGCCGCCACUAGGGGGCAGCGUGCACUCAACCGCUCUACGCUCUCUCCUCAGCUCAAGUGUAAGAGGUUGUCGUUUGCUCUUUUUUUGUUUGAAUACAGGAUUUGCUCCACUG
Messenger RNA from Dunckerocampus dactyliophorus (ringed pipefish), 6610 nucleotides. RefSeq names its product zinc finger protein 654-like. Gene Ontology annotation, biological process: regulation of transcription by RNA polymerase II. The coding region runs from base 57 to 5927 and encodes 1956 amino acids. Gene Ontology annotation, molecular function: DNA binding; DNA-binding transcription factor activity, RNA polymerase II-specific. Lineage: Eukaryota; Metazoa; Chordata; Actinopteri; Syngnathiformes; Syngnathidae. The record is from RefSeq and is a predicted model, not a curated record. The transcript has 10 exons. Gene Ontology annotation, cellular component: nucleus.